UUCAUUCUUAUCGUCAUCAUGGCUGGACGCAAAGCUGAUAUCGACAGGAUUGCUGUCUCCCCAAGUGCCCCUAAUAAGGUGCCACAGCUCCUGAGGCAAAUUGCCUUGGAUGGGCAGGACUUUGUUAAGGAUGGAUCGAAUAGACAGGAACUGUUAGACGCUGUUCAAUCACUCUUCUAUGCGCUUGAAACGCCGCGAGAAGUCAUCACCCGUCAUACGUUUGCUACCUCUACCACAUACGCCGCAAUUGAAACCUGCAUCAAGCUGGGAGUCUUUGUUCAUUUAUCACAAGAUGACAAACCCAAGUCAGUCGAAGAACUGGCAAAAGCGACAAACUGUGAUGCUUUGCUCUUGACGAGACUACUGCAGCAUCUCGUUGCAAAUGGCGCCGUCAAUCAAGUCGGCCCUACGCUGUAUUGCCGUACUGCCUUGACAAUAGCAUUGACAGAGGAUAAAUACAGCGAUACUUAUCCUAUGAUGACACGAUCCCUCACAGCAGGCAUCCGGGCCCUCCCCGCCCAUCUCCACGACAACAACUACAUCAAUCCAACCUCAUACACAGACUCAGCGCAUGAACGCGGCUACAACACUAGUCUCACCUUUUGGGAAGCCUUGAAACGAGACCCCCUCAUCGCCAAGCAAUUCAGCAACCACAUGGCCAUGUACGGCGUCGGCAGACCCAGCUGGAUGGAUGUAGGCUUCUACCCUGUUCAGCGGUUACUAGACGGUGUUAAGCAUGACGAUACCCUUCUUGUCGACGUGGGCGGUAGCAUCGGCCAUGAUAUCCUCGAGUUCCAGCGCAAGUGGCCGAAUGCGCCUGGUCGUCUUGUUCUGCAGGAUUUGGAUGCCGUGUUGUCCAAGAUUGACUCUAUUCAUCCGAGGAUUGAAGUUAUGCCUCAUGACUUUUUCACCCCCCAACCUGUUAAAGGCGCACGCGCAUACUACCUGCACUCGGUCCUGCACGACUGGCCCGACGCACAAUGCCACCAAAUCCUAGCGAACAUCAUCCCUGCCAUGAAACGCGGGUACAGCAAGAUCCUAAUAAACGAACACGUCAUCCCCGACGUAGGCGCGCACUGGGAAGCGACGAGUUUAGAUCUGAUUAUGAUGUCGAUAGGCUCGACAGAGCGGACGGAGAAGGAUUGGCGGCGGUUGCUGGAGGGGGCGGGAUUGAGGAUCGUGAGGAUUUGGAGUGUGCAGAGGGGAGUGGAGAGUUUGAUUGAGUGUGAAGUUGGGGAGAGGAGUCGAUUGUAACUUGUGUUAUUUAUAUCUAUUGUAUUUGGUAUAUUUGUUGUUAUUAUUAAUUAGAUGCACCGCCUCAACACUGCCAUCACUAUAUAAAUAUCUUUUCCUCUUUCUGUCCAUCUCACCGGACAACAACAGCAACAACAACAACAUUAGCACCAUGGCCCUCCAUCUCAGAAUGAAAGAUGACGACCCCUGGAUCAUCGAAUCCAAAAUCUUCACCCUCCUCUCCGACUACCUCCAACCAAACAGCAGCAUAACCC
Aspergillus wentii DTO 134E9 is the source of this 1508-nucleotide messenger RNA. RefSeq lists its product as uncharacterized. Gene Ontology annotation, molecular function: O-methyltransferase activity. The record is from RefSeq and is a predicted model, not a curated record. The transcript is spliced from 4 exons. NCBI's taxonomy places the organism in Eukaryota, Fungi, Ascomycota, Eurotiomycetes, Eurotiales, Aspergillaceae. Bases 19 to 1254 code for a protein of 411 amino acids.